AUGCAUGUGAUGCGUAAGCAUCACUGCGGUAAAUGUGGCUUACCGGUUUAUUUUGCGGAAAUGGUGCAGGCUGCGGGAAAUUACUGGCAUUCAUAUUGCUUCCGUUGCGCAAAUCCAGAAUGUGGUAAGUAUAUGGACAGCCGGUCGUACAAUGAUCACAAAGAGAAGUUGUACUGCAAUCGUUGUUACAAGUAUUUGUUUGGGCCAAAAGGCGUCGGAUAUGGUGUUGGCGCCGGAGUGCUGCUCACAGCCACUGUCAGUAGUGGAUCUUCGAAAAAGCAAACUUCAUCUAAAGCCGACGAUAUAGCGACCGCGUCGUUUUUGUAUACAGAUGAAAAGAAAACACAAAAGCCAGGAUACAUCGAGCGCGUCGAUGAAACAUUUUGUGACAAAAAAGACCUACAAUGCGGAAGUUUGCUUUCUUCAGAUCACUAA
Gongylonema pulchrum is the source of this 435-nucleotide messenger RNA. The record is from the annotation of a GenBank genome assembly. NCBI's taxonomy places the organism in Eukaryota, Metazoa, Nematoda, Chromadorea, Rhabditida, Gongylonematidae.